Molecule: messenger RNA, 4047 nt
Organism: Anas platyrhynchos (mallard)
Lineage: Eukaryota; Metazoa; Chordata; Aves; Anseriformes; Anatidae
Product: CDC42 small effector protein 2-B
Biological process (GO): regulation of Rho protein signal transduction
Cellular component (GO): plasma membrane
Molecular function (GO): small GTPase binding
Source: RefSeq, a predicted model, not a curated record
UGGGCGAGCCCGAGCACGUUAAGAUGUUUUUUAAAUUCUUCCAGUUACUGUGGAAACCUUGAGUCUCCGGGAGGAAGGUGGUGUCCCGUGCCCUUGUGCAGACAUUUCUGUUCGGGAGGAUGACACCCUGACUCAUGCAGAGGAAAAGAAGAGCCCCGUUGCAGAACACAACAGGAAGACGUUCAGCACUGCUCUUUGCCAGGAUGACACCUGCAGGGCUGCCGCAGGAGUGGAAGUGAGCCACAGGCUGGAUGGGUAGCGCUGAGAAAACUGCAUUGCUGUACAAAUCUCACGCCAAACCAGAGCACCAUUUUGGCUUCCAUUCUCCUUUUCUGACACCUGUAGGUAUACUCAUCAGAUGCUUUCUGUGAUCUUUAUCUGUGAAUCUGCUCAAGCAAUUCCUUCCUAAACUCACUUUAGGAACCGCAUCUUGGUCCUUGUACUGCUUUAACUCCCAGAGAAAUAAUUAAAUAACAAGACCGUAUAACCUACUGAAAACAUAAAAUGACUGAAUUCCUGGUUUGUUUUAACUGGUGCAAUGGUGAACAACCCCAGCCGAAGAGGCGUCGGAGACUGGACCGGAACAUGAUAGGAGAACCAAUGAACUUCGUCCACAACGCGCAUGUUGGGACAAGAGAGAUGAGUAGUGACUUUUCAUCAACUGCAUCAAUUCAGGACCACAUGAAGUCUAAAGGUGGUUACACAAAUAGCACUUCAGCAACUGCUGAGCUAUAGGAAAUGGAAAGAAGUCUGACAUUUGCCCUGUCUUAAGAAGAUCUCCUGGACUGUGCUUUCAUAUUCUCUAAAGCCUCUUUAUCAUGAAGUAGAGAGAGUACUUGAAUUAUAAUAGGUCAGUGCGAGCUUUUGCGUUCUUUGCACAAUAGCUUCUGAAGGAGUUACUGGAAAUUAUCCUUAAAAACAGUCUGUCGUGGUAGCAACAGUAAUUUGUCACUGGAUGACUUCCUGGCUGUAUUCCAAAAACCUCAAAGUCGUCUUGUAGGAUGGGACUGGAAGUUGGCAUGAAUUGUCUGGGGUUUUGUUAUCUCUCUGUCUCUUCCCCUCAAGAAACAAGACUAAUUUUUAAUUGGAAGAUAACAUAUUUGUACUUCCUACGUGGGCUAAAUUGAAUAUCUAAGUAGGGUCUGUAACAUAACUUUUGACCUAAUUUUUGGAUGGCUUACAAUUUAAGGCAUUAAUUUACUGAGUUAUGCUUUAGUAUUUUUCUCCAUGACUUUCAAUAGCGAACCAACUCUAAUGUGAUGUAACUAGCUGAGUCUGCAAAACCCAGUGAAACUUCUGCCUUUCUGUGAUAACGCUGUUGUAGCUUAAAAAACAGGUUUUGCAGACCUACCCACUUAGAAAAACAAGCAUUUCUCUCAGUUACUGGCCUGCCUCCCCUCUAUAUGUGCACUAGUAUAACUGACAGGUAUUAUUAAUACAACAAAACUAAUAUCAGGUAUCAGUUAAUUUGAAGUGGUGCUACAGUAUGCUCACAACUUUAUGCUAAUUUUGCAUGAAUACUAUUGAAUUUUAAGCUAAAUACAUUUAAGAGCUCCCGGUAUUACCUAUCUGUAACAAUAACUGCACGGAACUGGAAGGGGUAUCUCUUGCUUCUGUCUCUUUAAUUUCGAAACUAUUUUCUUAGAUGAACUGAAGUCUUUCUUAUAUAUGAUUUUAAAUGAUAUGGGUGAAAUAAAGUAUAAUUUAAAUGAUAGAGUCAGGAGAAUAUUAAAUGGAAACUGUCUCUUAGAGUUCCAGUGCUUUAUAAAUAUGGAUAUUUAGCCAUACGCAACCUACAGUUUAUUUCUUACAUCACUUAAUAGAAAAACUAAUAAGAACUGACAAAACUGCUUAAAUAGAGAUUUUCCUUUCAUCACAUCAUUGACAACUGUUCUAACUUAAAAUUAUGACUGUCAGUGCAGAAACUUGUGAAGUUUGCUGUUGUGGGAUUAACUAAAUACAACUGUUUAAAUUACUGCCGAGUCAGCACCAGUUAUACCCAAAGUCAGUGCACCUCUCCCUUUCUUGCUCUAGGCAUAAGAUCAUCCAUUAAACUUUUUUCAUGAAAAACAAGAAACCAAAAGAUUUGCCAGCUAGAUUUUUGGAAGGCAGAUUUUUAACUUCAAUUAUUAUGUUUGUGGCUUAUGAUACUUUUUUAAACUGGCUUUGCUUAAGUCUUAGGCUGCCUAUUCUGAGUAUAUUAGGUAACUUAAAACGAAAAAGGUAGGUUUCUGUAUGCAUUAUAAAAAGAAAUAUUUUCCCCAUGCUUCCUUCCCAUAUUUCAUCUUUAAGGGCCAAAGAGGAAGAGAAUGCUACUUUCUGUAGUAGUCAACAGCUGAUCAUUGCAUUCAGCAACCACAUAAAAGAGUAAAAGAGAAAUCUAAUGCCCCACAUCUUUCUAGAUCCUCGUUUUUGAAUUAAAUACAUGCCAUAUUUUAAUACCUUUUAAAAUUUGCACAUUAACUGUAAACGUAGCUUUUUAAACACUUUCAUAUUUUUGUCUUCUAACUUCAGACUUAUUCCAGCAACCUAGUUAGGAUGCAGAGUUCAAAGAAGUUAAAUCCUGUAUACUGUUGAGGAAGCAUAAAGUGGCCAAAUUAUUCUUUAAAAAUACAUUCUAAUUCAUGUGCUAUUAAACUGAAUUCAUGUAUUCAUUAGUCCAUACCUGCCAAGAAAAAAUAAACAUAGGACAGCUGUGAUGAAGAAAAUGGGUUAUAUUUUUCUUAACACUACAAGAAAACAAGCUAGAGAGUUAGUAUUUCCUGAAGACUCAUUCAGUAUAUUUAAGAACAGAGUGGUGUGUGCAUGACUACAAAUAAAGAAGUUGGGGAUCAUGAUAGUUCUUCUUGCUAUAAAUAAAUCAACAGAGAUAAUUUUGUUAUUCAGCUUAUUUGUAGAAAAAACCUACUCCUGAUUCUGUAAACCAAACAGCAUUACCUAGCGUAAAAGUGAUAUUCAUCAGACUACACAGUAUUAUCUAGGACUACAUUAAAAUUAACCAAGUAGUCAUAUUAUUAAAAAAAAAAAAGAAAUAAAAACAUGUUUAGCUAUUGCAUUAAGUGCCGCUACUUUUUAAAUGUAAACAACCAUAAAAGGAUGUCUCAGGUAUUUUCUUUGUAUAAUUAGAAGCCUUAUUUAGCUCUAGUCUGUCAUGUAACUCAAUAUAAACCUAUCUAGGUUAUAAUAAAUCUGUUGAACAAGGCACUUGCACUCUUUUCAUAUUGUCAAAAUCUUGAUAUUUUUCUCUGCAGUGAAGAUGUAUUGGUCUGGUGGACGAAUCAGCAUGGUUUGAAACUUUAUUGUGCAAAAUCACAUUUCUCCACUAGAGAGCACAAUUUUCCAUCAAGCCUCUGUCAACUGCUCUAUACAGGCUGUUCAGUGUGGGGUUGGUUUUUUGUUGUUGGGGCUUUUUGUUUAUUUUAUUCCAGUCAAGUUGAAAACAGAAAAUGAUACCGAAGGGUCAAACCUCUUAAUCUACCUUGUAGGUUGUGACAACCUUACACCAACAACGCAAUGUGGCAAUGAAAUGUUACUGCUAUGACUUGAUGGAAUUUUUAUGGUCUCUCUUCAUAGUCAGAAAUAAAGUAGCUUACAAGGGGUAUAGGAUUGUCUUCUGUAUGUAGUCUGCCAGAAUCUCAUCACUCUAUCUGUUUGUCUUUUUUACGUGUUUUUUUUUUUUUUUUUUUUUUAAAGGUAAAGGGGUAGGGGGGAAGUAGGUCUUUAUUUUUAAACAUUGUCUUACCUUGUGAUGUCCCUGGUAGGCUUUACUGACUGUACCAUACUUUUGCUUAAACCUGUAGUCAGUAUUGAGAAAAGGUAUUUUGAUUUUUCACAACCUAAUAUGUCCUUUAAUCUCCUGGAAUGGCUUUGUAAAGAAAGUGGUGUCAUGCUAUGUUCCGAGUUAUCCUGUAAUAUGGCAACCUGUGACUCAGGCAUGUAGGGCUAGUUCUUUGUAUGGUCUCGCCAUUGUGGACUAUCACCUGCUUCUGUAACUUCCACUCUGUAUAGACAGUAAUUGUCUGAGAUUAAUAAAUACUUCUAACCUUA